This is a messenger RNA of Symbiodinium pilosum, 1434 nucleotides long. The record is from the annotation of a GenBank genome assembly. NCBI's taxonomy places the organism in Eukaryota, Dinophyceae, Suessiales, Symbiodiniaceae.
AUGAACAUAGUGCUAGAGGCCUGCCACGACACGCUGACUGCACUCCAUGGCAAGAUUCAAAAGGCCUCGCAGACUGAGCGCUUCGGCCUCCACAGCACCGCGGGUGAAGCUGCGCAAGAGAUUGACAACAUGAAGAAGAGCAUGGAACAGGUGAGGAAGGCUGUGGAUGAGCGUGUGGACGCAAACGUGCACGCAGCCGAGAUUGGCACGAAGAUGGAGGAUGAGGUUGCUGGGCUUCGCGAAAGCUUAGAGCACGAUGUCCAGCAGAUGCAUCGUCGGCCAGAGGCUUUGCUCUUGCAGAGUGAGAAGGAGAGUAAGGCCGAAGCAGACAAGAGUCGUCAAAAGGAGCUUGAUGCCUUCUGCAAGAUGCUCAGAAAAGAGCUCCGAGAUUUACGGAGUGAAAGCGAAGAGCUGGACUACCGAAGCAUCACCAAACAGUGUUCCACGAUGAUUCAGGUUCUGGCCUUCAGCCCAGAGGUGCAGCAAGAGCAGCAGAAGGCCAUCCAGAAGUCAAUCGAAAUUCAACAGGAGCUGUCCACCGCGCUGGCGGACCGCGUCACCACCCUCGCCAGGAAAAAGGCGCAGCUGGCUGCGAAAGAGCAGCAAAUGCAGCGGCAGCAGGCCACAUACGAGCUAGAGCUUAUGGAGCACAACAAGAGGAUCACUACCCAGAGGGACAUCUUAAAGGGCCUGGGGCAGGGCACCAUCACAAUGAAAGGCUCGCCCAAUGACACAAUUUCCAGGGAGCUCUGGAACCUCUGGGAACAAGGGCGCUGGGGAGAGCUAGUGAAGCGCGGCUCCUACAAGAGCUCCCAGGGCUUCAGCACUUUCUCCCUCACAAUUGACUCCAACCUCACGCCUGCACAAAAGCAAGGCAUCGCCAACCUGGAACAGUACAUCCGGGAAGCAGACACCUUUAAGGAGGCGCACCUCAAGAUCAUGCAGGAGUUGGAUAGUGACCACAACCAGCUCCGCGACACCAUGUUCAUUCACGAAAAGGACAGGGACAAGGCUGAAAAGCAGUUGAUGGACGCCGAUUCAGAGAACGAGCCCAAUUGGGAAUUGUUCGCAAGUAAGUACCCGGUGCAGUACUCGGAGAUCAAGAUGCUUCACACCAUCAACAUGCAUGUCUCUAAAGUAGCAGAGUGGAUGUUCCAGGUGAACACCACAACUGGCCCCCUCAAAGCCCUGGUCAGCAAGCUGGAGUCCCUUACCAGCCGAUCAGAGUGCGACCCAGGUGAGGCCCUGGUGUUGGUGAAGAACAUUCAGGACAUCUUGAAACGGCCUACGGCUUGCCCUUUAGCUUUCUUGACGGCCAUUGGCGGCCGCGACCUGCGCAGGCAGAUGAGGCCUUUGAUCCGGGACACCCAGAAAGCGCCAUUGCAGGCUCUGGCUGAUUUCGAGAAGGACCAGCAUCCCAUCGAAGUGGAUUGA